AUGGAAGAGCUGCUGCAAGAAUCAUAUGUUGAUAUGAAGGCUCGAACAAGUGACAUUGUAUCUAAACUGGCUUUUCUAAAAACGAUGGAACGAGCAUCACCUGAUGGAAGUCAUACUCCUGCAUUGGUGAGUGUCACCUCCUCUGAGAAAGCUGGAAUUGUGGAUGAUGACAAGACAGCUCAAUCGAGUCCAAGCAGCUCGGAGUAUGCUCUAUGUGCUUCAGAACUGAAUGACACAACUCAUGGACACCAACAGAAAGCAGGUGUGUACAAGGAUGUGUUGACUUCAGGUGAAGAUAAUCAGGAACACGAUCACGUGGAUAUACAAACAGUCGAGCCCAACAGAAAUGAUGAGAACGGCCAGUUUGAUGACACUGAAAACACAUACAUGCAUAUGAAACUGUUCGUAUCCAAUAACAAACAAAACGAGACAGGCAAGAAAUACAAAGUCGAUGACUCUGAAAACGAGUCUCAAGGUGGAAAGAAUCUGUCCACACUAGUGUGAUGAUGACAACAUGGAACAUUGGGAACAGGUUGGUAGAUUAGAGUAGAGAAGUCAUAGACAUCAGUAGUUACUAAUCUCUAUUCAUAUGCUCGCCCUAUGUAAGCCAUCCCCAUAGAUUUAUAGAACUGCAUGCUAAAAAGGUAAAAUGCUAAAUAGUAACAGCCAUUUACAUAAUUACAUGUCAACUGAAAACAAUGCACAUCAAGAAAGACUAGUGAGUGAAUAAUGUGAAUGUAAAACAGGUAACGUUUGAUUCCUCUUAACAAAACAACUCUGCCUACAAGUGCAGACAAACACAGUCGUUUAUGUGGGCAGACGUGCUCCACCAAACUGCUACUAAAGACAUCUUCAGACUGAGAUCUGUAACCGCUGUUACACAUUGCCUCGAUCAUUGCUGCCUGGCUUGCUUUGUUAGCAAAUUCAUUUGUCCACAUAUUCAGUGCUGCUACAGCUUGCAUAAAACAAUCAUCUCUGUUUUCUUUUUCUAUCACUUUUGUCUUGCUCAUGAAAAAUGUAGGUGACAAAUUUAGAACAAGGGUUUUCCAGCAACCAGAAAUUCAGUUAGCUACAUUCACAAUAUCAUCUUCUGUACAUUUUCUCUCUGCUUUAAAUGUCAGCGACUGUUGUGGUCUUGCUACAUCAUCUUUAUGGUCAUAAAGCCAACAGUCUAAUGCAGCUUUCUCAUCGACAGUCAGUUGUACGUUACGUCUGUUUCUUCUCAAUGGUUUGUGUUCAUACUCGUCUAUACAUACCAACUUGCUGACAUCCACAGGAAUGGCUGGACCGGGAUGUUGAAUAUUUAAUGAAAACUGAAACUGAGGCAACCCUGGGGUCUUCACUUCAUGAAGCUUCUUAGUGAUGAACAGACGGAUGUCUAUACACAGAGAUGCAACUUCCUGUGGUGGCCGUUGUGUGUCAAUAGUGACAAUAAUAUAUUUCUUUGCAUGAUACAUUAGCUCCAAAUCAACACCUUCAGUGUGUCAACAUUGGUUCAUCUAAAUAUCUCUCAAUGCAACACGUCAUCAGCCUGAAAUGCAAUUGCUCAGGAAUAAACUCGAUAUCACGAGACAAAACAAUGAGUGACAUUGGAUUAGAAGCAUCCGAAUUAGCAGCUGCAAAUGAACCUUCUGACUCGACUUCUAGCAAACAUGGAACAAAAUAUUCCAUUUGAUAGGGAACUGAUGACUGAGAUGAACAAAG
Messenger RNA from Corticium candelabrum, 1704 nucleotides. RefSeq lists its product as uncharacterized. The record is from RefSeq and is a predicted model, not a curated record. The transcript has 3 exons. NCBI's taxonomy places the organism in Eukaryota, Metazoa, Porifera, Homoscleromorpha, Homosclerophorida, Plakinidae. The coding region runs from base 1 to 504 and encodes 167 amino acids.